GUUUGCUUUCAUACGUCCGGGAGUUGCGGUUCUUGUUGCUUGAAAAUUGAUUAAGUCAUCCAAUACAAGUACAAGUAUACAUAUACUAUAUACACAUUAAAAACUUUCUGCUUCGUGGCCAGCUCUUGGUGGAGGACUAAGCGUUAAUUACAACAUCAUUAGUGUUAUACCUAAGUAGUACUAUUUUCUUCUUAUUACAGCUUAGACUCAAUAAUUACAGAAACAGAAAGGUUUGACGAUAAAAAAGACUGAGCGACGUUGAUAAGGCGAAAGCGAAUCCACAUUAAAAUUCCAUAAGCAAUAUCUCUCAAAACACAACCGAAGCACAAACUCUAAUAUUCAUCGAAAAUCAAUAAGUGAUAUACUUGUAAAGACAUCGGCGCAUUCUCGAGUCUGAAGAAAUUAUAAUAUCCGAUAGGAGCGCAGAAUAUUGUAUAAUGCUUAGUAGCCUCGCAACAUUUCUUUUUGGAACGCAACAAGCUACGUCGGAAUCACAGCAUACUGAAGAGAAUCCCGAAAACUUGAGUAACGUCACCAACAAGAGCAACGAUCUAAGCGGGGAAGAUGUAAUUGAAGUGACCUCGUCGACGCCAUCGGUACCGAGCAACAGGGGAACAUUGCAGUUAUCUGGAAGGACUAAUCGGCGCGACAAGCAGCGACCGAAGGACGGCAAAUCGAAGAAACCGCUGACUAUAAAGAAGCUCUUGGCACCAAGCGAGAAUUCUCUGGACGAGGACAUUGAUGAAGAAUGGUAUAUUGUUGAGAAAGAGGAUGAGGAAACAGAUUCAUUGCCACGCAGCGAUUCCGAGGAGGAGAUCUCAGUGGGUGAGAUUCAGGCCAAGACUUCGCCACCUUCGGCCGUGGCGCCUGCGGUGCUGGCCGCCGCCGCCGCUUCUCGGCGAUUGCAGCAGAGGAACUCGCGUUGCCUCUACACUGGUCCUCGGCCGCAGCAGCAGCGGAACUUUCUGCAACGUUCGCGGGCUCAGCAGGGCAUCAAGAUAUUGAGUCCACCCAAGAAUGUGGACAAUGGAGUCUCGCAGUCUCUGUUCGCCCCAUCUCCGGCAUCCUCACCCUGCGGCAGUGAUGCCAGCCUGUCGAUGGAGGACUCCUGGUACGUAACACCGCCACCAUGCUUCACCUCCUCAAUUGGGUCAAUCAAUAUGGAAGCAUCCCCAUAUGAGAAUUUAUUGAUUGAGCAUCCAAGCAUGUCCGUUUAUCGUAGCAUUAGAUGCAAUAAGGAAUGCUCCGACAAGCCGACAAGUCGUGAUCUCAGGGAGUUGCAGGCAACUCAGCAGCGGGAGCCGACGCCCCCGCCCACUGCCCCGAUUGUGGAGCAGAAGCGCGGCCAUAGCGCCCACUACGAUCGCCAUGCGGAGGCCCAGCUCAAGCAGCAGACGCUGGUUCGUCACGGCCAGAAGAGCAACAAUAAGAAGCAGCAUCAGCAGUUGUGCCGCAGCGCUAUGAAUCGCUCCAACAAGGUGCGGGACCUAAAGGCUAAUAGGCAGCGCCGAUCUGAUAUGCAGCAUUUCAAGGUCUUAAGUGGCGCCAACAAUAACCGAAAGUGCGCCUUCUAAAGGGGCCCAUAUUGGCAAACAAACAUUUUUUAAUCAUAAAGAAGAUUGGUGAAUUGGCCAGUUAUAGCAGUAGUAGUAUUUGCAUGUACCUACUAUAUAUACUAUAUAUAUAUAUACUAUAUGUAUUUAAUUUUAAAUUUAAAAUGAGAUUCGAGAAAAGUUCACAAUUACCUUAAAUAUUAAAAAUUUAAUCACACCUAUACACAAUUACGACUUGCUUGCGUAUGUGAAAUCAUAGCUGAUAAUCAAAGUAAGUGCGUAGAUUUUAACUGUCACAAUUUAAAAGGAAAAGUAAUAUCAG
Messenger RNA from Scaptodrosophila lebanonensis, 1875 nucleotides. RefSeq names its product tumor protein p53-inducible nuclear protein 2 (gene TP53INP). The coding region runs from base 438 to 1574 and encodes 378 amino acids. Gene Ontology annotation, biological process: positive regulation of DNA-templated transcription; autophagosome assembly. Lineage: Eukaryota; Metazoa; Arthropoda; Insecta; Diptera; Drosophilidae. The transcript has 5 exons. The record is from RefSeq and is a predicted model, not a curated record. Gene Ontology annotation, cellular component: autophagosome; nucleus.